Acromyrmex echinatior (Panamanian leafcutter ant) is the source of this 2931-nucleotide messenger RNA. Its product is annotated as poly(A) RNA polymerase gld-2 homolog A. Gene Ontology annotation, molecular function: poly(A) RNA polymerase activity. Lineage: Eukaryota; Metazoa; Arthropoda; Insecta; Hymenoptera; Formicidae. Gene Ontology annotation, biological process: RNA 3'-end processing. The record is from RefSeq and is a predicted model, not a curated record.
AAAUUUAAACGUCUAACGAGAUUUGUUGGUGUGACGAUUGCGUUGGUAGCCACGGACACGGGUGUGCGUGGUGUGUAUCAGCGGAGAUACUCAUCGUCGCUGAGACACACGCUUUUUGGGAGAAUUCGGCCGUCAGAUUGAGAAAUCGAGCGACGGCGAUCACGAUAAGCAAUCCUCCAAUUGUGUCUCCAAUCGCGUUUCGAACGCGCCGUACAAUCGGUAGCGCGUUCCGGAGGUGGAAGGUAGUUCUCCCGCAAAUUUCCCAAGUUCGUCUGAAGGCAGAUUAGGGCAACAUGGCUACCACGGUCAGGAGAUUGUGACACAACAAGUAAAUUGUAUGUUAUGUAUUGUCAAAAAUUCUGAAAGAAAGAGAGAGAGAGAGAGAGAGAGAGGGAGGGAGAGAGAGAAAGAGAGAGAGAAGAGAGACAGAACAAGAGAGAUAAAUGGAAUAAAGACAUAUUAAAUCUCAUAUGACGAAAAUGUUUGGAAAUUAAGCUUCGGAAGCAUCUUGAACAGGCAAAGUUCUGAUUAUAUAUAUAUCUAUUGUGUUAAAUUUUAGAUUUAACAUAGUAAGAUCGCAAAAGAUACAACAUAAUAUCUUGCAAAACUACAUUAAAAAAAUAAAAUAUACAUAUAAAAGAAAAAAAAAAGAAAGAAAAAAUAAGAAGCUUGAAGCUUUUCUAAGUGUACGUGUGUACAUUCAUUUGAUGAAAUACCAAUUAUUGCAAGAUACGUUUAAUAAUAAUAAUAACAUUGUGUGCUUUAUUGAUUGCCUUAUUGAUUACAAAUAUUUAUGAGUGCUAUUAAGUGCAAUAUAUUGAUACAUUAAGAAUUAAAACAAUCCAAAAAGGAGAUCUAAUAUCUUGUAUACUUAUUUGACUAUGUAUCAUACUGUAUAUCCAUCACAAAUGAUGGUACAAAUAAUGGGAGGACACCAAACAAGUGGACAAUGUCCACCAGCACAAAGUCAUACUCUGCAUAUUAAUGGUGUAAAUGCGUUGCAUCAAUCUGAUUUCCCUCAAUAUGGUCCGAAUAUCUCUGGACACAACAGGCAUCGUACGAUACAGACAGGAUCUCCACUGGAUUUAUUACAAUUAAUAGGUGUCGAUGUACCAUCAUUACGACGUAUAGAAUACAUACAGUCAAACAAUAAUUCAUCUUCUAUAAAUUGGGAAAGACGCAUAAAUACAUCCAACAACUCAUCAAUUAUACCAUUCUCAAAUUAUAAUUUCAAGCCUACAAAUACUAAUUCGACAAAGAAACCAAGCUGGAAUAACAGAAAUAGCAGACGAUGUUCAUAUAGGAAUUUCUCAAAAUACGAGGCAUAUAAUAGCGAUAGUGGGUUUAGUUCUCGUUCACCAACUCCAAAUAAACAUUACAUUGACAAUAGUUUAACAGAGUCUUCAGACGAACGAGAUUCUACGAGUUCAGUAAGAGGACAGUGGCUAAACAAAAAGCAUCAUAAAGUAAAUCCAGAUAAUAGAGCAUAUAAUAAUACAGUAGAUGGCUUAAUUUCAAGUGCCUCUGCACAUCAGUUUUAUCCACCUCAACGGGCCAACAGUAGUUACGGUACUUCCACUCCGAGAUCAUAUGUACAAAAUUAUCAGAACAGAAGAAGAUAUUUAUCAGGCAAGAACGAAAAUACAUCUUCACAAAGAUUUCCGCGAAAUCGUAAAUAUUCUGAAAUAUCGAAUUAUGAUAUGUUUCCCGGAUGUAUUGCAGCCCCUGAUAGGUUUCUUGCUAGAUCUCAUUUAGUACAAGUAACUUCUGUACCAAACAAUCUUGUUACUGGAUCAUCAUGGGAUGAUCUAUCCGAACAAAUUUGGCGUAAAUUUAUUGCGCAUCAACAAACCGAAACUACUUAUAGAAAGAAAAUGAUGCUAUGGAAACAUCUUAACACAUACAUGAAGACUUUAUAUCCAAACUGUAGUGUAUUUGUGGUUGGUUCAACAAUGAAUGGAUUUGGUUCAAAUGAUAGCGACGUUGAUGUGUGUCUUUUAAUGAAACACACAGAACUGGAUGUAAGAUGUAUAGCUAUAGAACAUUUAUUAGAAGUGCUAAAGCACCUUAAACAAAGUAAUUUCGUCGAACAACUCGAAAUUAUACAUGCAAAAGUACCUAUUAUCACAUUCUUUGAUGUAGUACGAAAAUUUAAAAUCGAUAUGAAUUUUAACAAUUCUGUUGGCGUCAAAAACACACAUCUACUAUAUUGUUAUUCCAAACUUGAUUGGAGAGUAAAACCAUUAGCGCUUGUUGUUAAACUUUGGGCUCAAUGGCAUAAUAUUAAUAACCCAAAGUGUAGGACACUGUCCAGUUACUCUUUAGUCCUUAUGGUUAUACAUUUCUUACAAUGUGGUACCAAUCCUCCUGUUCUUCCGUGCUUGCAUUCAAUGUUUGCAAACAAAUUUAAGUCGGACGCAGAUAUUUAUAAUAUCAAUAUUCAUGAGGAUUUGAAUAUUCCAUCAUCCAAUCAUUUACCUGAGAACCAUCAGUCUUUAGGGGAAUUAUUGUUUGAAUUUUUUAAAUAUUAUGUUGAAUUUGACUUCAGCCAAUACGCGAUAUCCGUACGUUUAGCAAGCAAAAUACCGAAAGAGGAAUGUCGUAUGGUACAAUCAUCUAAAAAUGAUCCUUAUCAAUGGAAAUAUCUGUGUAUUGAAGAACCAUUUGACUUGACUAACACAGCUAGAUCAGUCUAUGAUCCGGACAUGUUCUCUAAAAUUAUAUUCAUAUUAAAUAUUACAUAUACAAGACUGAAGCGAAGAUAUAGUUUAAAUGAUGUGUUUGGCGAGAUACAUCUAAUGAUGAUUGGUACUGAUUGGGGGCUAACGAUAAGUGACGAAGAAUGAUAAGAUCGUCUUGUGUGACAUGUUUACCUUGUGAUACUGAGCUUUAUUUUUAAAUAAUUUAUAUUAUUUGUGCAAGGUACAAAUG